CUGGAUGGUGGGAUUGAACUGACACAUUUCGAGGGGAAUAUAUCUUAUUUUUUAAUAGGAAACGAGACCUAUUUGAUUUGUGUCACCUCUGUUUGAAAAGCUGCUGAAUUGUUUUCUGAUGGAUGACUGAGCCCAGCUGUAUUCUCUGUGCUGAACCAUGCAGGGGCCGAGGCCGGUGGUUCUGAGCGGCCCGUCGGGCGCAGGGAAGAGCACUUUGCUGAAGAAAUUGCUUCAAGAGUACAAGAACGUCUUCGGCUUCAGCGUCUCCCAUACCACAAGAAAGCCAAGACCUGGAGAAGUCAAUGGCAAAGAUUACCACUUUGUGAGCAGAGAGGAGAUGCAGAAAGAAAUCGAUGCUGGUGAAUUCAUUGAGCAUGCAGAGUUCUCCGGAAAUAUGUAUGGGACAAGCAAAGGCGCCGUGCAGGCCAUUCAGGCCCAGAACCAGAUCUGCGUCCUUGACAUCGACAUCCAAGGCGUGAAGAACAUCAAGAGGACGGAGCUCAACCCCAUCUACAUCUCCGUGCAGCCUCCGUCCAUAGAUGUCUUGGAAAAAAGGCUACGUGACCGACAGACUGAGACAGAAGAAAGUUUACGGAAGCGCUUGACUGCAGCCUGCGUAGACCUGGAACUUAGUAAAGAGCCUGGCCUGUUUGACUUGGUCAUUAUUAAUGAUGAUCUAGAAAAGGCCUAUUCCGAAUUGAAGGAAAUACUCCUGGAGGAAAUCAAGAAGGCCCAAGAAUCCAGCAAGUCCUGAGCUGAGCCUGCUUGGACGUUUUAACUUUGCACAUCAUUCCUGGAGCGCACCUCGGCAUUUUAUUCCAAGAGACAUUCCC
Molecule: messenger RNA, 833 nt
Organism: Nothoprocta perdicaria
Lineage: Eukaryota; Metazoa; Chordata; Aves; Tinamiformes; Tinamidae
Gene: GUK1
Product: guanylate kinase 1
Exons: 8
Coding region: 158-754 (198 amino acids)
Biological process (GO): purine nucleotide metabolic process
Cellular component (GO): cytosol
Molecular function (GO): GMP kinase activity
Source: RefSeq, a predicted model, not a curated record